CAGGGGUUAUUUCUGUUCCUUCCAAAGCCAAACUGUCCAUUAUAUUAACGGGGCUUCCCCAAAUCGGAAAACAGUAGUAAUCAUCCCGGCGGAAUGGCGGUAUCCUUUACGCGGCUCGGCAAUUCGUUACCCUUCUCCAGGCUCUUCAGGUACUUGCAUAGUUCUGAUGACAUUUUGGAUAGGCAGCUAGAACAGGAGAUGGAAACAGUGAUUGCCGUACUGCAGCCUGGACCUUUGGGAAUUGUGGAGCACAAGUUCUCUUCUGAAGAGAUGCGUGAGGCAAAUGCCACCGUUAAGAGAGCAGUAGAGAAUUGGCGAAGGAAUGCAAACUUAGAGGCUAGAGUAGAGUAGCCAUGUAUUCAAGUAUCAAACAAUGCUUUCUGGUUCAUUUUGUAAAAAUAAUUUGAAGAUAAUAAUCCUGUCCAUGAUACUAGUUCUUAGUGCUUCUGUCAUAUAGUUGUCCCCAACAUUAUGUGAACAAGAGAUGGUGAUUCUGUUCGCUGGUCUUCUUUAAUAUGGAUGUUAUGUAUCAAUGAUGCCACAAAUGCCAGUAUUUCAUGGCAUGUAGCGUCCCCUUUCUCACAGUGAAUGAGGGGGACUACCAGUGUUAUGAGGUAUGGUGCUUUAUGCAGUGAAAUAAUUUGGUGUCCCGAAA
Rhododendron vialii is the source of this 655-nucleotide messenger RNA. RefSeq lists its product as uncharacterized. The transcript has 3 exons. The record is from RefSeq and is a predicted model, not a curated record. Lineage: Eukaryota; Viridiplantae; Streptophyta; Magnoliopsida; Ericales; Ericaceae. Bases 94 to 351 code for a protein of 85 amino acids.